This is a messenger RNA of Drosophila kikkawai, 1269 nucleotides long. Its product is annotated as venom protease. Lineage: Eukaryota; Metazoa; Arthropoda; Insecta; Diptera; Drosophilidae. Gene Ontology annotation, molecular function: serine-type endopeptidase activity. The record is from RefSeq and is a predicted model, not a curated record. Gene Ontology annotation, biological process: proteolysis.
ACUCUCGUCGCGUUCGCAGAGCCUCCGAGAUGGCUCUGCCUUUGCCGUUGCUUAUAUUUUUCGGGCUAUGCUAUCUGACCGUUUUUGAAGCUGCACACCCACCACCGCCUAGGGGUCAACCGGGGCCCCCCGAAAGAUCGGCGAUCCACUUUCCGGUGGAGAGUGACAUACUCUUUCCCGACUCCGAUGGUGGGUCUAACGAGUCGGCGGAGAAGAUGUGGUACCACAUAAAUGACUUUAGGUACGGUGGAGAGGAGAAUCGGCCCAAGCCCAAGCGCAAGCACCACCCACCGCCACCGAAGCCGGGGCAGCCCUUUCCCCCGCCACCCGGGGGCUUCAAAAAGAAGAAGAACCAGCGCCGCCGCAUAUGUGAGGAGAAAUACUCACAGUACGUAGAGCGCAUCUUCCCCAACGACACGGCUGUGGCGGCCGACGCAAAUGACGCGGACUUUGAUGGGCGUAUACUGGUCAGGCCUGGUGAAUACCCCCAUAUGGCAGCCGUGGGCUUCGAGGCUGACGGAGGCAAAAUCGAGUACAAGUGCGGUGGGAGCCUGAUAAGCGAAAAUUUUGUGCUCACCGCCGCCCAUUGUACUUCCAUAUACGACCUGGCCCCCAAGUGGGUGCGCAUCGGGGACCUAAAUUUGGUCGCCGAAGAGCGGACGGUGGAGCCCCAACUUAUGAGGAUACAGGAAAUCAUCACGCAUCCCGCUUACAACAAAGACUUCUACUACGACGAUAUAGCCCUGCUGAAGCUUGAAAACAAGGUUAAAUUGACGGUGUACGUCAGGCCCAUACGUCUUUGGAUCUUCUCGGAACUGCCAACGACGAUUGCGUUUGCAAUGGGAUAUGGAGCAACGGCCUUCGCCAAGCCCAUGACCAACCGUCUCACGAACCUCAACCUGACCAUUGUGCCGAAUGCAGAGUGCAACCAGGAGCUGCCGGCCCUCGCGGAGACUCCCAAUGGUGUCCUUGAUAGCCAGAUCUGCGGUCAGGACUACAACCUCAACAGGGACACCUGCCAGGGCGAUUCUGGCGGCCCCUUGCAGCUUAAUCUUCCCGGUCGCCGACGACGGGAAAGAAUCCACUAUCACCUAAUCGGCAUCACCUCCUACGGCGUUUUUUGCCGCAGUAAUUAUCCAUCCGUUUACACACGAGUGUCGUCCUACUUGGAUUGGAUAGAGCAGACCACGUGGAGCGACGACUAGGACGAAAAAUAUUUUGACUUGUUUUUAUGGUUUAACAAAAUAAUAAAAUACAUCAUACAGAUGA